This is a messenger RNA of Calypte anna (Anna's hummingbird), 5533 nucleotides long. It is a transcript of the gene ADGRF5, whose product is annotated as adhesion G protein-coupled receptor F5. Gene Ontology annotation, cellular component: membrane. Lineage: Eukaryota; Metazoa; Chordata; Aves; Apodiformes; Trochilidae. Gene Ontology annotation, biological process: cell surface receptor signaling pathway; G protein-coupled receptor signaling pathway. The coding region runs from base 562 to 4608 and encodes 1348 amino acids. Gene Ontology annotation, molecular function: G protein-coupled receptor activity. The transcript is spliced from 22 exons. The record is from RefSeq and is a predicted model, not a curated record.
UCCAGCACGGGCUUUCAGGCUCCUGUUUUUUAGCUGCAACUCCACCCCGGGCUGGUGGAGAAGGGAUCUGUUCCCACUGAUCUCAGGAAAGGGAGGUCACGGGGUUUGCUUGAUUAAAUCACCACAAGCCAAAAGGUUUUCUCUCUCACUUCCAGAGAAUUGGUGGCAGGCUGUGCAACUUGGUCUAAAAAGAAAAGGAAAACAAGGAGACAAAUCCUGGAUCCCAACAAUCAGCAGACGUGGAGAGGCAGGUGUGUCUGAGCUCCUGGGAAAACAAAGGGCAGAGACUGAGGCAGGAGUUGACACCUGGAUGAGAAGUUUCCUUCCCAGGAGAAGAGGACAAAUUUGGAAAAGUCUUGGACACGACCAGCACUUGUCCCACAGGUCAUUACCCAGGUGAAGUCUCACUGCAGGUGAAUCUCCCUAAGAACCACCUUGGAUGAGAAACCUUGACAAAUACCUGCUGGAAAUUCACAUUGGUGACAUCAAGUAUAUUAUUUGGCUCUAGGCUCAUCGCUCUCUUUUCAUUUACAAGUCUGCGCAGCAAAGUCACUGGACAAAAUGCCAUCCCCAACCACUGCAGGUCUCCACUGCCUGUUUCUCCUGGUCACAGCAUGCUGCCAGACAUCACAGGACUCAAACUUCAAUCCAUUCAUGCAAUAUGUAAUUGAAACUUCACUAGAAGAGGAAAACUUCCAGCCAGAGAUCCAAAGGCAAAAGAGAAACAUGCUUAUUUUUGACCUUCCCCCUCUGGAGUACACUAUUGACAUUGAAAUGAGCCUUAUGGAUUCAUCUUUUCUGGAGCUGAUCAGAGAGUAUUUCAAAAAACUUCAUCUUCCAAUUUCAAAAAAUAUUUCAAAUGCUGAAAUGACAAUUUCAAACAUCAACAUCACAACAGUUUGUCUGUCCAGCUGCUGUUCCUGUGAGGAUGGAUAUGCCUGGCCAAGUCAGGGCUGUAGUGACUUGAAAGCCUGCCCUUCUGCCAGCCCAGCACCUGCCCUCUCCUGUGGCUACGCGAAGGAAAUGCCUUUCUCUGGACCUUACUGUGAGCCUCAGACUGAAGACUCCUGUGGAAUGGGAGACCCCGUUGUAUUGAAUAUGUCAGUCAGACUCGACACAGACUUUUCUGAUGAUCUCAGCAAUUCUUCUUCUGAAUUACACAGACAAUACAAAGCUGACCUUGAAAAAGCGUUCAAUGAUAGCUACAGGUGUUUACCAGGCUUCGUAUCAGCAACAGUAACUGGUUUCAGGCCUGGAAGUGUUUUUGUGAACUACCAAGUAAAAGCAGGAGCAGCAAGCUUUGACCAGAUAGCAGAUUCCAACAAGCUUGUACCACAAUUUGUAAAUGACUCGUACAGGCUGAACAAAUCUACCUUCACAACAGAAAUAACUGAUCAGACAAACUUCAUUGUGACUCCUGUGGAGAUUUUUGAAGGGGAUACUGUAAUACUCAUUUGUGAGAUAAAUUCAACAUCUGAGAAUGUUACCUGGUACCACUUUGAUCAGAUCAUCUCAACCAGUUUGCGAUAUUCAGUGGAGAAAAAAGUUUCAAGGAGAACCUCAAGAGCAAUUCUUAAAAUCAUCAACAGCACAAUAGAGGAUUCUGGUUCCUACACGUGCACUUUCACAAACAGCAAUCAGUUCCACACGUUGCUGUACAAGGCCACAAAAACAAUAGCAGUGUCUCUACUCUACAUUACUUCGAAUUUUAAUGACCUUGAUGUCACCUGCAACAGUCCUGAAAUGCAGACAAACAGUCCUCUCCUGUCCUGUUGCAUUGACAAGCAGCUCCCAUCACUUACUGGAGACUGGAAAGUAAAUGGAGCAAUCAAUAUUGUAGGAAUCCCCAGCUUCACUGAAAACUGCACUGAAUACAAGCUCAUCAUCAAAGAAUCACUCUGUCCUCCUGAGAAGGCAGGUACAGUGACAACCUACACAUGUGAGCUGCACACUGGACACGGUGCCAAGCGCAGCCAGCACAUCAGAGUGAGGUAUUUCAGGGCAGCCCAAGUAACAAUUUCUUCAAGCACAAAUUCAUUCGUUUCUGAGGGAUACUCAUUCAACCUAACCUGUGUAAGUGAUGUGAGCAACUACGACAGCAUCAGUUGGAAAAUCCAGUCUGGAAAUAACAUAAAACCAGUAGACUGUGGAACGUGCAUCAGAAAUAGCAGAUUUCCAGACAUGUCUGUGCUCACAGUGAAGAGUGCCACAAAGGAAUGGAAUGGCACCUACAUCUGUACAUUCUCCCAGCAGCACCUGCAGAGCUCUGCCAAUAUGACAAUUGAGGUUAUUUCCUUGCCUCUGAAGCAGAACAUCCUGAUAGAUCCCAUUGAAGCAUCAAUACCAUGCACUGAACAGCAAACCCUUGAGUGCUGCGUGAGUGCUGACACCAGGGGGAAUUACAGCUUUGAAUUUGUGGCUGAAGAUAUAGAUUGUGAAGCUGGGAAAAAGAAUAAGGGAAAGAUGCUUUGCUACGUGUGCAAGUACAGAGGAAGAGAAUGCAGCAAAGAGAAAAACCUCACAGCAUAUUGCAAGAUUAUGAACAGCAUUGAACAGGAAGUCAGGAGUGAAAAUAUAACACUGAUCCUGAAACCUGGUCAGGAAGUUUCAUGCUCUGGUAGGCUUGGUACUGGAAUAGAAGGGAGCACAUUAAUAAAGCCAUGCUGUCAGCCAAAUAACACAGGAGGUUGUACCCGAGGCAAAAUGAUUUACACCUGCUCCAACAAAUCAUGGAUGGUUAAAAGGAAUGACUGUCUGUCUGAACCAAUAAACAACCUGCUGACUAGUGCUGAGUCCUUGGUCUACAGUCCUGAGUCAAGAGCAAAGCUACCCAGCUACCUUGCAGAGCUUAAGGAACAGACACAAAGAGCCUUAAGCUCAGGAGAGAAUUCUUCUGCAAACAUAGGUGCAAUUGUUAGCAUCCUGGAUAUGAUCUCCUCCAUCCCAGCAGAUGCAGAGCCAGUCAUAAUUACAGAUUUCCUCUCCACAGUGGACUCUAUUGUGUCUAAGUCUACAACUAAAGCUUGGGAAGACCUGGAAAAGCAGACAGUCAAUAGUUCCUCAUUACUGAAUUCAGUAGAAAAAUUUUCCCUGCUCCUCCAACCAGUUAAUAAUGCCAUUCCUCCUGUCUCUGUAAAAACCCUUCAGCUACAAGGUAUAGUUGUCACAGGAAAGAACACCAGAAAUUACAAUAAGAACUUCCGCAGUACAGAAAACCUCACAGUUGAUGUGUCCAUUGACAAAACUGAAAUUGAGACUCUAACCCAAAAUUCAACCAUCAUCAGUGUGAUGUACUCAAACCUUGGACAUCUUUUGCCUCGGAAUGAGCCCGAGUAUGUGAACGGCUUGUUGAUAUCAACAACUGUGAGCAGUAACAGAAGCCAGAAGUUUUAUAUUAAUAUGACCUUUGCAAAGAAAGAUUUAUUUCUAAAGACACCCCAGUGUGUCUUUUGGAACUUCACACUCAGAAAAACUGAAGGGGGCUGGGACACUCGUGGCUGCACACCCACAGAGGUGGAUGAUUAUGUCAUCUGCUCCUGCAAUCACUUGACAGCAUUCUCCAUUCUGAUGUCACCUGACAAAUCCUCCCAGCUGAUCUUUGAAGAUUUUAUUACCUACGUUGGCCUGGGCAUUUCAAUCGUGAGUUUGGUGGCCUGCAUUAUAAUUGAAUCCUUAGUCUGGAAAUAUGUGACAAACAACACGACCUCCUACAUGCGCCAUGUCUGUAUACUCAACAUAGCGACAUCACUCCUGAUUGCUGACACCUGGUUCAUUGUCACUGCCUCCAUCAGUGACCAAAACCAACAGAUAAGCAGAGAUAUCUGCCUUGUGGCCACCUUCUUCAUCCAUUUAUUUUACCUGUGUGUCUUUUUCUGGAUGCUCAGCCUGGGCCUCAUUCUUUUCUACAGACUGGUCUUCAUCUUGCACGACACAAGCAAGACUGCUCAGAAAGCAGUGGCAUUCUUCCUGGGAUAUGGCUGCCCCUUUGUCAUUGCAGUCAUCACCAUCGCUGUCACACUGCCAAAGAACAGUUACACCAGAAAGGAUGUCUGCUGGCUCAACUGGAAGGACAGCAAAGCUCUCUUGGCCUUCGUCCUACCUGCCCUGAUCAUUGUCGCCUUGAAUUUGUUCAUCACCGCGGUUGUUAUCAUAAAAAUAUUGAGGCCAACCAUUGGGGACAGGGCAAACAGGCAGGAGAAGAAUUCUUUGUUUCAAAUUGGCAAAAGUGUGGCCAUCUUGACACCACUGUUAGGCCUCACCUGGGGAAUUGGCCUUGCCACCAUUAUCAAAAACAGCCAUCGAGCCUUCCACAUCCUCUUUGCACUGCUCAAUGUUUUGCAGGGCUUAUUCAUUUUGGUGUUUGGGACUCUCUGGGAUAAGAAGAUCCUAGAAGCCUUGCUGAAGAGGAAUUCAGUGUCCAAAUGGAGUUCACAGCAAACAAAGUCAACCUCCCUGAUCCUGGUGACACCAAUGCUUGCUAUGAGCUAUCCAUUUUCAAGAACCUUUAACAACUUAUGUGGGAAAACAGGAAAAUACACAGUAUCAUCCUCAGAGCCAUCCACCUCCUCCUCUGAAAACACUUCCAAGUCAUAUUCUUUACUUAACUGAGGCACUUCGAAUGCUAAAUAACAUAAUUCUGAAAGGAACUCUGCCCUUUCCAAGACACACACAAAAAGCACCUCUGAGUUAUCAAGGAGUGGACUGCUUCACUUUGACUGAACUGUGCCUUGGUGCAUUCUACUGGAAUAAUCAUUUCUGGUCACCAUGUAAGGCAGGGAAGCUUGGAGAGGUGGAAUUUUACAAGGGCUGCCAAUCCCAGAAGAGAUGAUUUUUCAAAUUUGAAAGGAUUCAAAGGCUGGAGAAGACAUGAAGACAUUGGGAGUGAAGAAUUCUCAGCCUAUAAGAGGGUGCUUAGCACUGUGCAAUACUGAGCCAUGAAUUGCAGUGCUACAAACAGCUGUUGCCCAGUGGGGUUUGUAUUUCCUCUAUCAACUCAUUGAAUGAUUCCAAAGGUUUGUGUAGAUACAAAAGUACCUCACAGCUUCUCUCCUGUCUGGAAAGGCCAUAGGGUAUAGUGCUCUCCACUUUCUAUUUAAGACUUUCUGGAACCAAGGAUUCACAGCGGAGAAGGUCCAUUUCAGACCUUCACUUUUGACUUAGAUCAAAUGGAGAUCAUGAUGAUUCCUGCGUGGUUUUUUGUUUGUUUUUUUUUUCAGGUGGAAUGUACUGAAAUCUCUAUGUGGCACUUUUCUGAAAAGAAAUCUUUAUAUCCUUCCCUCUAAUUGUCCUUCCCUUGAUAUGCAGUGUGGCAAGACAGAGAUGGUUGCUGUCCUCUACCACAGAGGGGACUGCAUUUAUUUAAUGCAUAGUGGUGUUAAGAAUGCAAGGAGUCUCUUGUGUAAAGUCUGUACGUUUGGAUCUCCUCUCAGAGGAGAAGAACACUUGGAGGGCUAAGAGAGUCAACUCUGCAGUGAAUAUAAACUGUCACGUGCCAGGCAGGAUGAAAGGUUUUAUAUAAAUUAUUGCUCUAAUA